CAGUCAUUCAGCUACAUUUCGUCGUGUACUCAAUUCCUUCUUCUUUGUUAGACUUAUGUUCAGUUAAAACUAUCACUGUCAGCAAAUGUCAAAUAGUUAGAAUAUAACUAUAUGACUAUGAUGUUUGAGUCCUUUCUGAAAACCAAGUGUCCCAGUUAGCUAACUCCAUGCUAACGAAGGCUAUUUGGAGAAUGGCGGAGCAACACAUCCAAGCAAAGCUGAUCAACCAUCUGAAGCAAGAUAAAAUACAGUUGUGGAAUCCCCCCUACACCUCCGAAGACAACAAACCCGGACUACAGCCGCUAAAGGAGCUGGCCGAGCGCUAUGCUCCCGUUGUGUGUUUUUCGGUGGAGCAGGUAGAGGAAGCUCUGGAGUACGUCAGGGGUCAAGCCGUGAAGAGAGGGAAGGGGAACAGAACCUACAGAGAGACCUGUGUGGCCACCCUGGAGCUACAGCUACCCAGGGAUGCCAGGAAGGAUUCCAAAAAGAACUAUCUGGAGACCAGACUGGAUGUCCUGACCCAGUCUGUGAUGGACAGGAUUGCUGAGAUUCACGGCCUACAGUAUAUUAAGCUGAUCUUAAAUGGGAAGGAACUGCUGCCGGAGAAGCAUCUGAAUGAGCAGAAUGUGAAGAACAACAGUAAGGUGAUGGUACUGAGGGUGAGUGAACCACAGAAGAAGAAACAGAUGGCUGAUGAGGAGGACAAGAAAAAGACUCAGAACGAGAGCGUUCAGAGGACCCAGAAAGGCUUCCAAAUCCUCUCGGAGAGAGAUGGCAGUGAGGACCCAGCUACCACACCUUUCCUGGAGAUAGCAGACCAGAAGGGCAACCCUCUCAACAUCCCUCACAGCGAGAAGAAGGCUCUGAUCCUGGCCAUGGGAUUCCAUGAAAAGGGCCGAGCGCUGUUGAAGAGGAAGCAGUAUGAAGCUGCACUAUGCCACUUGCUGCAGGCCGAUGACCAGUUUAAUCAGUGCGGCUCCGCUCUGCUGGGUACAGUGGAUAACUAUGCAGUACUGCAGCUGGACAUCGUGUGGUGCUAUCGAGCGCUGGAGGCCCUGAGCUGUCUGGAUGACGGCAGGCAGCGGUUACAGAGGGCAGAGGACUGCUUCCUCAAGUGUUAUGGAGAACGGCAACAGAGGCUGCUGCAAAUCAAGGGCAACACAGGAAGUGAGGACGUGUUGUUCCUGAGGAUGUACCUCCUCCAGAGUCUUCUCUUCUUUCUGGAUGGGCAAGAGCGAGACGCUGCCCUCAAACUACAGAAGGCGGAGGACCUGUACAGCCGUCUAGUCACGGACCCAGACCUGAUGACCCAGCUGCUGGCUUUUGGCUUCUCUGAGCGGGAGGCUCGCCUGGGCCUGAGGGCCUGCCAGGGCAACGUCAACCAGGCCGCCAUGCACAUCAGCAACAGGAGACAGGAGCGUGAUGAGAUGAAGAGGGAAGAGAGGGAGAAGAGGAGGAGGAGAGUGGAGGCUAUCUCCACCCUGAGAGAGCUGGGCUACUGUAAGAGAGAUGCAGCUGUAGCCCUCCAGCAGGCAGAAGGAAACGUGGACCAGGCCUACCAGAUUCUCCUUGACUCCGCCCAGGCGGACCAGUCCACGAAUAACAACGCAGAGGAGCCUGUCAGUCAAGACCUGGUGGAACAGGUAAGGACACGCCCCUCAGAACCAGCUUCUGCCUUACCUUCCUCUGUGUGUGCUUGUGUAGACUUUGACCCGUCCUGCGACCCGUUCCAGCUCCAAUACCUGGGCUUCAGCAGGGAGAUGUUAGAGGCGGCGUUAAGGCUGGUGGGGGGGGACAUCCCCGAGGCCACCAGGCUGCUGCUGGACAACGGCGGGGUGAUCCCCCCUGAGCUCCUCUCCCCCUCCCCCCCUUCCUCCCACUCUGAUGAAGCCAGCACAUCCACUGACUCUGCAGGCUCCACCAGUGUGUCACAGAGCCUGAUGGAUGUGGACCUGGUGAACGAGGUUCUGGAGGACAUUCCCAGACAUGAGGAGGACUAUCUGGACCUCACCCUGGAGGAGGAGAUGGACCUCAUAGGCCAGAUGAAAUCCCUCCUGAACAGGAUGGGAAGCUGAACACACACACAUGUACACACACACACACACCUCGUGACUCCGCCUUCUAGCAAUACAUCUAAAUGUUCACCUGUUCUGUCCUGUUUCAGACUUUGGUCCUGUUUGAACACUCUUAAAGAUGCUUCAAACCUCCCUUCCCUAUAUCCCUCCCCCUAUCCCUCCCUCCCUCCGUAAACUGGUUUGAUCUCUUCUGUGUUUCUGCAGCUGCAGUUCUCUGUGAAAAAAUGUCAAAUUAUUAAAGUAAAAAAAUAUAUAUAUACAGGUAUUUCAUAAAACUGUAUAAUCAUAUCCUGACAUCUAAAGCUUUUUUGUGUUUUUCAACAAUUUCAGUUUUUCAUGGAGGUUGUGCUGUGUUUUAGUUUCAGUUCCAUUAUGAUGAGUGAUGUCAUAGUUCAUGCUUCCUUUCAUUUCAUUCACAUUUGUUUGGUGGAAUUCUUCUCAUGUUCAAUAAAACCUGGUUUGGCUAAUCGGAAUA
Molecule: messenger RNA, 2550 nt
Organism: Hypomesus transpacificus
Lineage: Eukaryota; Metazoa; Chordata; Actinopteri; Osmeriformes; Osmeridae
Gene: nub1
Product: negative regulator of ubiquitin-like proteins 1
Exons: 14
Coding region: 168-2075 (635 amino acids)
Biological process (GO): regulation of ubiquitin-dependent protein catabolic process
Molecular function (GO): protein binding
Source: RefSeq, a predicted model, not a curated record